AUGCAAAACACAGUGAAGCUGAGGCGACUGCUGCCGCUCAGCGCCAGCAGCCAGCCAGCGGUUCCAAACAUUAUAUCGGUACCCAAGAGGAAGAGGCCGCAAGUGUCAGCCGCGUGCAAUGGUUGCCGGAAGAAGAAGAUCAAGUGCGAUGGCGUCCGACCGUGCUGCUACGCCUGCAAGGCCUCGAAUGCACCCUGUGACUACCCCGUCCCUGAGGGUCUAUCACAAAGGGAGGCCCAGAAACAGAAGCUCAGUCAUGUGUCGAUAGCACAUGAGAAAAGCCAGCGGGUCCUGGAACUACUCCGAGCGAAUCGAGAUGGGACCUCUCAAGAUAUUCUAAAGCAAUUACAGCACUCGAAAGACCUUGAUGAGGCUAUUGAGUCCAUAGCUGAUGCUAGUCUGUUGCUUCCGCAUAUUUACAACCAGAGGAGCGACUCGGGAGACCCUGAAGACUUCACAAACCAACCAGAAGCCCUAAAUCGCGAAACAGCAACUAGACAUUUGACAUCAAGUUCCGAUGGAUUAGUAAAGGCCCUGCCAGCUGCCAACUUUGAUCCCGAACCCAUUAUGCCCGUCUCACGCUGGACAACUGUUUCGCAAGACAACAAACUGUUGACCUACCUCAUUGACCUCUUCUGGACCUGGGACGAUACCCUGUCCCAUCUUAUCGACCGAGAGCUCUUCAUCGGCGAUUUGAGCGCCGCCAGGCCAGACUCCUCCACUGACCAGAACCGGGGUUUCUGCUCACCCUUCCUCGUAAACGCCAUCCUCGCCGUGGCUUGUCUACACGCGACGAGGAAGCAGCCUGAGUCGUAUUCAGGAGACAUGGUUGCUCUAAGCCAUAGAUUCGCUAGUCAUGCAUUCGAUAUGCUCGAUAUGGAAAAGUGUGUCAUCUCGUUGACUCUUCUGCAGGGCGCGGCCGUCCUCUGGCUCUUUGUCUGCAACCGGGGCUCUCAAGCGUUCCACACGGAGUGCGCGAGCCUCAGGGACCUGCUCCAACAUACUUGGCUCGCACUUGGCCUCGAUACCGGCAGCUCCGCGCACUUUGGGGAUUCCGGAAAGAAAGAUGCGCAAGAUGCCAGGAUAUUGCAGGCGGCUUCUCACAUUACAUGGGGGUUUUACUGCUUCUUCGCAAAAAUGGCCUUGCUAUUUUCUCCAGACAUGCUGGUCUCGAAGCCGCUCGUCAUGAAAACGUUCGAGAACUUGGGAGUCCACCAAGGGUCCAGCUCACCAGACUCGGUCUCUUCCGCCGGCAGGGAUGGCAUUGCCAGCCAGAUAUCAUACCAACUGCAAGUGUUCAGUGCAAAGUGCUCCCUUUGCGAAAUUACCGACCAGUUUAUAUCGGGCUUCUUGAAGGACGGUCAAAUGUCGCUCUUGGAUAGUAGCCACUGCACGGCACUUUACAACAAGCUGCUUUGUUGGAAGCUGGCACUUCCAGGUCACCUCCUGACCAGCAACGGCAUUUCUCCGUCCGUCUUGCUGAUGCAAGCAACGUACGACUUCGUCGCCUUGAAGCUCCUUUUCAGCUACACGAACCACGCGGGCACCGACCUCUUUGACAACCGCAACGCCGCAUCCCUCCAGAUCCUCCACGCGAACUCCAUAAUGACGAACCUCUGGAUCUACCGAGGCAUCUACACCAUCAGGCACGAAUACUGGGCCGCCGAGUACUGCUCCUUCGUCGCCCACGCCCUCCUCCCCCGGCUCGAAACCGACACCUCGACCCCUGAGAUCCAAGAUACCAUCGGCCGCGCGUGCUGCGUGCUCGGCGAGAUGGAGAGCGCGGGAGUCUCGGGGCGCGCACAGGAGCUGCUGGCCGGCGUCGAGGAGAGGGCGAGGGUCCUGAAGGUGCGGGUGCCGUCGUAUCGGCGGAGGCCGACGGCGCACGAGGGCGCCGUCGCACCCAUGAUUCUUGUGAGCGGUGCGCGAGUCUUUGACGGCGCUAAGGGGGGUAUGCUGGGCCUCGAGGACGAGACGUACACGGUCGGCUUCGGAGAGACUAUUCAGCACGUGCAAGGUCCCGGCGGAGGGCGAGGAGGAGAACGAGGCGAAGGGGCGGCGAAUAAUGAUGCGAUUGUGCAUCGUCCAUCCCGUUGA
Messenger RNA from Colletotrichum graminicola M1.001, 2097 nucleotides. RefSeq lists its product as uncharacterized. Gene Ontology annotation, molecular function: DNA-binding transcription factor activity, RNA polymerase II-specific; zinc ion binding. NCBI's taxonomy places the organism in Eukaryota, Fungi, Ascomycota, Sordariomycetes, Glomerellales, Glomerellaceae. Bases 1 to 2097 code for a protein of 698 amino acids. Gene Ontology annotation, biological process: regulation of DNA-templated transcription. The transcript is spliced from 8 exons. The record is from RefSeq and is a predicted model, not a curated record.